This is a messenger RNA of Metarhizium brunneum ARSEF 3297, 576 nucleotides long. RefSeq lists its product as uncharacterized. Lineage: Eukaryota; Fungi; Ascomycota; Sordariomycetes; Hypocreales; Clavicipitaceae. Gene Ontology annotation, molecular function: protein binding. The record is from RefSeq and is a predicted model, not a curated record.
AUGAACGCAGACGUCCGACGGGUUGUGGACUUUUGGUUCAACCGUCCCCCCAUGGAAUGGAUCAUCGCGCCCGAGGGUCUCGACGCCCAAAUCAAGUCCGAGUUUGGGCAACUCGUCCUCAAAGCUCGUAACAACGAGUUGGACGACUGGACCGCGGCGCCAGAAGGCUCUGUCGCCCUGGUCGCUCUGCUGGACCAAUUCUCUCGAAACAUGUUUCGCGGCUCUCCAGACGCCUUCAGCGCCGAUGCCAAGGCGUGGGACAUUGCCACAAAGGCCAUCGCCCGUGAAUUCGACAGCAAGGUCACCGUUAUCCAGGCGACGGCGUUGUACAUGGCGCUGAUGCAGCAGGAAAGUUUGAUCUCGCUCAUCGCCGCGCGCCAACUGUUUAAGGCCCUGAAGCCGAGAUGUGCCACCGAGGAGGAACACAAAUGGGUCGACAUGGGCGUUGCGGCUUCAAAGAGACACAUGCAGCAAUUGGAACAGUUUGGGAGGUAUCCAACCCGGAAUGCGCUACUGGGAAGAAAGAAUACCGAGGCUGAGGAAGAGUUUCUAAAGGCACAUGCUCCUAGUCUGUAG